UGGAUAGAUUUACCCUCCACAACAUCCCCGCUAGACACUGAGUGUAAUUCCAGCUAAUGCGGAUAAUGCCCAGGACACAUUGCGCACGGCGCGCUGCCUGCGACGCACAGCUCUCCUCGGAUUUGGAGGGAGCUGGAGUGUCUCUCACCGGCGCAGAGGGCACGGUGGGUGAGAUUAGAUCAGAAUUAGUGAUUAUCGGCGGAGGCAACAUGUAGUUUGACUUCUUAAAUGAACGAGUCUGGGUGGAAAAAAAAACAACACUUUUUUUCUUCGUCGAAAUGGUGAUUUUCAGCUUCUCGAGCGCCAAAUGAGACACUUGUUGGGUUUACCGGGCGCAGAGGACAGAUGAUGAGAGUCGGAGGUGGAUUUCAGGGGGCUUUUAGCAGAUUGCUGUGGAUCUCUCUCAACGACCGGCUGAUCACCACAGGGAGUCUGAGGUCUGCGCUCUGAAAAUGGAUUCAUACGGAUCUUCACUCAACCGCAGCCAAUCGCUGGCGAGCGGCCUGGAGAAGUCCUCACCGACGUGGAAGCCGACACACUCUCGGAGCAGCAGCACUCUGUCAUCUCGCCACUCCAGACAGAUGAUUAAAGAUUGGGAAGUGAUCGACGACCCUCAGGUAGAAGUGCACACAGGAGGUGACAGUCCUCAUGACAUGACCCUCCCAGGUAUCUGUGAAGGAUAUCUUCUCAAGAGGAGGAAGUGGCCUCUGAAAGGUUGGCACAAGCGAUACUUUGUGCUGGAAGCAGGGAUCUUACGUUACUCCAAACAUCAACACGAUGUCUCCAGGGGGAGAGUGCAGGGCUCCCUCGACGUUAGUCUGGCAGUAAUGUCGAUAAACAAGAAAUCAAAUCGGAUCGACUUGGACGCAGGAGACAUUCUCUAUCAUAUGAAGGCAAAAAGCCACGAACUCUUCUACAUCUGGGUAACGAAGCUGCAAGCCCACCGCUUGUUCAAGAAGAAUGAGACGGCUCACGUUCAAAGCGGCUUCCUCCAGACUCUGUCUGUGGCUGGGCUCGCUCAGAGAAACGGAGAUCUGAACUCUGCGCGCACGGUGGAUUCAGUCGCAGCAUCAGGAAUGCUGCCCUCAGCGAACACCGCUGUGAACAGCAAAGUGUCGGCCUGGCUGCAGCAGAGUCACGACCCGGACAUCUGUGCUCAAGAGCUGAAUCGUUGCCAUUUGGACCUUUCUGAGCUAAACCGCUUAAUCCAGAGCCUGCAGACGCUGGAGACGAGCCAAACUGUCACUAAUGGAGACAUCAGGCGCAUCAUCAGCAUACAGAAUCUUUCUCUUGAGAAGCCGAAGAAGCCGAGGUCUGGGAAGAUGUGGGGCCACUCCCGCACACUGUCCAGAGUGGAGGCCCUGGGAAUGGUAAGAAUGCCUAUUCGUGGGAUUACUAAAUCGCUGUCCUCCAGUCACCUGAGCAGCUCGGCUCACCUCGGCACUUCGGUCCCUUCCAUCCCUGACUACGUCUACGCCCAGCUGUCCCCGUCCACUGUCACGCUGUCGCCCGAGAGCAAGAAACUCCAGCAGGACAUCUGCACCAUGUCGCUACGAGUGCUCGCUUCCCUGAAGUCAGUGCAUGAAACUCUGUCCCAGGAGAGGCAAAAGCUGCAGGAGGUCUUGGAAACCAACAACAUCCACCAGUCAAACACAUUAGCUGAGCCGGCAGCAGCGAGGAACUCAUCCCGAGGCCCCCCUUCGGUCACAGAUUCGGCUGCGGAGUACUUCGACGCCAGCGAUGAUGUUCUUUGUGGUAGUUCCUCUGAGGUCUCUGACGAAUCAGGGCUCAGUGACGGAAGCACCACCAACUCUGAGCCGGAGGAAGGCCAUGUCUCAGCCACCCGGAAGUAUCGCGCCAGCAUCUCCAAGAGUCCCAACAGUGUCGUUCCCAAGAGCACCGGCCGGAGAACCACACUGCCCGCUCACUGUCCCGACAACAGCCACGUGGGCCUCAUGGCUAUCCUCUACAACAACAUAGGUAAAGACUUGGCUCGUGUGUCCAUGCCCGCUGCUCUCAACGAGCCCGUUAACCUGCUGCAGAGGCUGUGUGAAGAGCUGGAGUACAGUGAGCUGCUGGAUACUGCCAACAACACAUCGGACCCCUACCAGAGGAUGGUUUACAUUGCUGCCUUCGCUAUCUCUGGUUACUCCACCGCGACAUUCAGAAACCGCUACAAGCCCUUUAACCCGGUGCUGGGGGAGACCUACGAGUGCAUCAGGGAGGACCGCGGCUUCCGCCUCAUCAGCGAGCAGGUCUGCCACCAUCCACCCAUCUCUGCCUGCCAUGCAGAAUCGGAGAACUUCUCCUUUUGGCAAGACCAGCGAUGGAAGAAUAAGUUCUGGGGGAAGUCACUGGAGAUUCUGCCAACAGGAAUGGUGAACGUCACUCUUCCAAGGUACGGAGACCACUACGAGUGGAACAAAGUGGUGACCUGCAUCCAUAACGUCCUCAGUCAGCAGCGCUACCUGGAGCAUUACGGAGAGGUCACCAUCCGCAACCUCAAGAACAACGUCUGCACCUGCAAGAUCACCUUCGUCAAGUCCCGUUACUGGGGCUCAGACACCAACAAGAACGAGGUGCAGGGCACCGUGCUGGACCAGAGCGGGAGCGUCAUCCACCGGUUCGGAGGUCUGUGGCAUGAAGGCAUCUUCUGCGACACUCUGCCCACUCCGAAAUGUGUCUGGAAGCCAAAUCCUCAGCCGAAGGAUGACGUGCUGUACUACGGCUUCUCCACAUUUGCCAUGGAGCUAAAUGAACUCACCCCGGACCUGAAGCCUCUCCUGCCUCCCACAGACAGCCGCCUGCGCCCAGACCAAAGGAUGCUCGAGGAGGGAAAGGUGGAGGAAUCAGACAGAAAGAAAGAUGAUUUGGAGGAAUUUCAGAGGGAGCGAAGAAAAGAGCUGAGCAAACGGGGUGAAGAGCAUGUUCCACGUUUUUUCAAGAAAGCCAAAGAUUCCUGUGGACGGGACGUGUGGCUGACAAACGGGACAUACUGGAAGCUCCGAGAGAAUCCAGGUUUCGCUAAUACAGAAAACAUAAUUCUGUGGUGAUGGUGAGACGACAGUGACGAGCAAAAUCACACGAAAACACACGAGAGAGACUUAAAAAGUAUCAGUGGUGGAUAUUUGGACAGCAUAUAUGAACCGCUCUGAGACAGAGUGAGGAUUGUGCUGCGGAUCUCUUCUUCGUUCCUUCUGUGUGCCCAUGACUGGCUCAUGGGAACCAGACAGUCACCGGUCAAAGUUCAGCACGGAUCUCAUUAAGAUCAAUUUUAUAAUGCAUUUUAUUUAUUUACAUUUUUUAGCUUACUUCAAACAUCACCUACAUGGAUGUUUAUAUUUUUGAGAAUCUCACUGUUUUCCGCCUCAAAGACUGAACGUGUGACGCACAGCCGGCAGACCUCCCCAACGAUGAGCGGCGUGAAAAUGAAACUGAAAACUCAUUUGAAAGGUCUCGAAGUUGCAUUUCUCUGUUAGGUUAGAACGAGGCCUGAUACGUUAGUGUUUUAAAUGUGAGCAAAUCAAAUCAUAUCAACCUCUCAACCAUUUUACUGCAUUUCAUAAUGAUUACAGUGUGAUAAAUAAAUGUUAUGACGUCACUGAUACGGGCAGGGCUGGAUCACCAAAAACACAAGGUGGACAUUUGGUUUGUGAUAAUUUGAUUUAUUGAACAUUUUAGUCAAACAGUCUACAUGAAGUACGUCACACUAAGUGGCAUCAACAUCUCUUCACUCACCUUCCGAUACCAAGCAUGUAUGGUGCUACCGGACCUUUAACGCAGCUAUAAUUUGCAUUUUUCUUAUAACACUGGUAUCAAGUGAUACUUAUUGUGCUGCCCCCAAGUGGACAAAACAAAAAAAAUCAGUUUAAAGCAGGUCCUGCAUUGUCGCCUCUUGUCAAAUGAAUGAAUAAAAUGUCCAUACAAAUUAUUACAAACCUGUUAUAAAGCUCCCUUCGGUUGCUCCGCCACAGCAUCACGCCGCCUGUCCCAUGGUGCACCUGUGCUGACGUGACGCAGAUGGCGUGCUCUGACGUGGUAUCUGUGGCUUUCACAUUUCUAAGAGCCGAGUGUGACGCUGAACACGAUCACCUACUUCACAGAGGAUGUUUUAUAGAUGAAGUCUAAGACAGUAUCUGUCUAAACUCCUUCCUUUGGUCACUGCUGACACACGUGUAGAUCACAUGACGGUGCGACGUCUGCAGAAACAUUCUCCUGUUGUUGUUGUUUUUUUUAUGUAUUAUUUUAAAAAUAAUUACCAACAUUCAGUAAAUGCACAUAUUUUAAGCGAGGAGAGAAGAUGUGUUACUGUAUUUUUAUGUCAUUAAUAGUUAAAGAACAUCCAGCUGGUUGGAAACGUGUACAUACUGCAUUAAUUAAACAGUUGACAUCACAAGUGUGUUUUUAUUUCUGAGUGGUGUCAUUUAAUUUAUUAUAACUGCACGUCACUGCAGAUUAACACAUCCAGCAUACGCA
Acanthopagrus latus (yellowfin seabream) is the source of this 4476-nucleotide messenger RNA. RefSeq names its product oxysterol binding protein-like 7 (gene osbpl7). NCBI's taxonomy places the organism in Eukaryota, Metazoa, Chordata, Actinopteri, Spariformes, Sparidae. Gene Ontology annotation, molecular function: cholesterol binding. Gene Ontology annotation, cellular component: cytosol; plasma membrane; intracellular membrane-bounded organelle. The transcript has 23 exons. The record is from RefSeq and is a predicted model, not a curated record. Bases 453 to 3053 code for a protein of 866 amino acids.